This is a messenger RNA of Sturnus vulgaris (Common starling), 758 nucleotides long. RefSeq names its product PITH domain containing 1 (gene PITHD1). Lineage: Eukaryota; Metazoa; Chordata; Aves; Passeriformes; Sturnidae. The record is from RefSeq and is a predicted model, not a curated record. Gene Ontology annotation, cellular component: nucleus.
GUGUCUCGUCCCCGCGCAUGCGCGCUGGGCGCUACCGGCACGGCCAUGGCGCACGGGCACGGGCCCGGCCGGUGCCGCUGCUGCGGGGAGGAGGCGGCGGAGCGCGGCGCGGCCUGGGGGCUCUACCUGCGCAUCGACCGGCAGCGCCUGCAGUGCCUCAACGAGCGCCGCGAGGGCUCCGGAGCCACCGUGUUCCGGCCCUGGGAGGAGCGCGGGGACCGCUCGCAGUUCGUGGAAAGCGAUGAUGAUGAGGAGCUGCUCUUCAACAUCCCGUUCACGGGCAGUGUGAAGUUGAAAGGAGUCAUUGUGAUGGGCGAGGACGAUGGGACACACCCGGCAGAGAUGAGGCUGUUCAGGAACAUUCCUCACAUGUCCUUUGAUGACACAGCCAAGGAACCAGAGCAGACGUUCAGCCUGAGCCGGGAUCCCUUGGGAGAGCUGGAAUAUCCCACCAAAAUUGCCCGUUUCUCCAAUGUUUACCAUCUCUCCAUGCACUUCCCAAAGAACUUCGGAGCGGAGACAACCAAGAUUUUCUACAUAGGCCUGAAAGGGGAGUGGACAGAGGCUCAUCGCCACGAAGUCACCAUCUGCAACUACGAAGCCUCGGCGAACCCGGCCGACCACAAGUUGGAACAAAUCACCCCUCAGACUCACUUCAUCUCCUAACGGGGCUGCCGCGAGCCUGCCUGGGGCAGGAACGGCUUCCCGAGGCAACGGAGCACCUCCAUGUUUGUGGGACAGACACGGCGGCGCGGUGU